Messenger RNA from Magnolia sinica, 5223 nucleotides. RefSeq lists its product as uncharacterized. Gene Ontology annotation, cellular component: SCF ubiquitin ligase complex. The transcript is spliced from 4 exons. Gene Ontology annotation, molecular function: protein binding. The coding region runs from base 69 to 596 and encodes 175 amino acids. Gene Ontology annotation, biological process: SCF-dependent proteasomal ubiquitin-dependent protein catabolic process; protein polyubiquitination. The record is from RefSeq and is a predicted model, not a curated record. Lineage: Eukaryota; Viridiplantae; Streptophyta; Magnoliopsida; Magnoliales; Magnoliaceae.
UUUUGGAAAAUCUGGUCUAUAAAAACGCAUGAAUCUCUCGCAACCCAAACAAACAAUCCCCGAAAGAAAUGAUGAUCUCGAAAUGUCCAAGUCUCAAGCAAUGGGACUCAAUCCCUGACGAUAUUGCCCUCAACAUCGCUUCCUUUCUUCAGGUCUCUGAUAUCUGCUCUUUGGGAAGCUGCUCUCGCUUCUGGCGCGAUCUCUGCGCAUCCGAUUUCUUAUGGAUUUCUCUCUCCAAACAAAGGUGGCCUUCCUUAGAUUUCUCCAAAAUCGGAAUAGUCAGAGAUUACGACGAAGAAUCGGACCAGCAAUCCUCCUUGUCUGCGAAGGUGUGGCGUAGUUUUUACAUUAAUUGGCACCAAGUGAUGGCUGGUAGAGCUACUGCUAUAGUUAAGUUCGUGAAACAAAGCUCUCGAGAUGAGUCGCUUGAAGUUGGGGAUUUUUUGAGAGCAAUCGGAGAACUGUGUUCAAUGGAAUUCGGAUUUAAGGAUGUCCAACUGUUUCUAUUCACAACAAAGCAGAAUGUCCUGCUGAAUCUUAUUGGAUUACACUAUUCCUUAUUUUGGCUCGGAGUACCGUGUUCUAAUAUCGGCUAAACUCAUCUUAUCAAGCCCUUGCUCAUAGGAUAGCUCGACUGAUUGUAUCGAUGGUAUGCGAUAUCGAUGCUAUGCGAUGCUCUAAAGGUUUGUGCUUUUUAUUUUAAAGUUCUUUUUUUCUUUGAAAGUCUGGAAAGAAUGAGGAAAUCGUUUUUGAGAUUUUUACUGGAAAAAUCCUCAAAUUCUGAUUUUUCCAUAAAAAAAAAAAAAAAAAAAGGUCUCGACUUUUCGAAGUCCCAAAACAAUGUUCUUGGGGGAUGAAAUGACCAAAUUCCAAAUGUAUUAUGGUGACAUCGCAUUUAUCUAAAUGCGUCGUCGUCUAGUGGUGGCAAUGGGUCAGGUUUGGGUCGGGUCAGGGUCUGCCCAAGCCUGAUCCAUCUACUAAAAUGCUAAGAAUCCUAGCCCAAACAUGAUAACCCAUUACCCAUUGUCCUAAUCCAACCCACUUAAAAAUUCAUCAAGCCCAACCCAACCCGAUCCGACCCAUUUAAUUGUAAAUGGGUCAUGUGCUGGGCUCAACUAACCCAACCCAAUUCGCCACAACCCAACUCAGGUUUAAGAAUGGAACAUGAGGCUAAAGGCUAUGCACAACCUAGCCCACUCAAUUGAAAUAGAGUAAUUUAAAAAGUUCAUAUAUACUUUUGUUCUUUACUUCAUUUCAGGUUUCCAGUCAGGUUGGGUUGGUCAUGUGACCCAACCCAUUGAUAACCUAUAUAAGUGGGUGUUAAGAGUUUUUCCCUAGAAAAUCAAUGUGACCCUGAUUCAUUAGCUAUGUGGAUGCGAUAGCUUCAAUUUCAGUUGGUGAUCUUGAUUCACACAGGCCUGUGGUAUACCUUGACAUUAUUUGUUGUUGUCCUAAACUGAUAUGGUAUGAGUUAUGUGAUGAGUAUAUCAUUUGGUCCUUGAGGAACUUGAAACCAGACACUAGUCAUUUACCAGGAAAAUUUGUGUUCCAUGAAUUUUAGGAUCCUGAUGAACCAUGAUCGGCACAUAUGCCUAUGACACAUUUGUGUACAUCACUCUUUUAAAUGUAUAGUCAUCCCAUGUGAGGGAAAUGACUUAAGAGUCAAGAUGGAAGGUCUCCACCAUCAAGAACCAACUUAAGGUUGAUUGUACCUUUGCCCUCAUCCCACAUGGGAAUUUAAGUGUGCUAGAUAUGAGAUCCUGGUAUUUGAUCUUUAGAUACUUACAUUGGAGGAUUGAAGUUCAAGUCAAUAGUUUAGGGGCCCAAUACUCUAAGCUAAUGAUCAUGUGAUCAAGAAUUUGAUAGUGCAUGAAAGAUAAUUAAUCUUUAUAUCUAAGGGCAUGUAUGGGUCUUAAAUCUUGACUUAUCAACUUUAGCUCACUUUACAAGGCUUCUUAGAGGCCACUGAAAGUGGGUGGUGCCGGGUAUGUCCAUUAGGGUUUAUGAGUUCUUUUACGGGCUAACAUGGGAUCCACUGAAUUUAUUUGGGGACUUGCUCAGGGUUAGAUUAGAUUUGAUCAGGAACUCAUCAAGUGGUUUUAGCAUUAGGCCGAGCACUUGCAAAGUUUUAAGUAGCUUUAAAAAGGUUUUUAAUAAUUAAAAUUUUGUUUUAACAAUUGAAACUAUUUUGAUCACACUUGAUGAUGAUCUGAUGGCCUAGAUCUGAUGGUUCACUACUUAAUUGGCAUGGAAUUUCAAUGAAUCUAAUUCAUCUUUGAUGAUUCACCACUUAAUCCGCAUGGAAUUUCAAUGAAUCUAAUUCAUCUUAAAUCAGAUUGGGUUGGCAUUUGGUGCCUAGUUCAAUUGGCUCAAAAUAUCUGUUAGCUCAUAUUAACCGAAGAAUAGUACAAUCACGGAGAUCGGACUAAAUCAAUCCAAUGGGAUGAUGGUCUAACUCUAAACAAUAGUACAUGGGAUUGAAGUGCAAUUGCCAAUUUUCUUGGCGAACCUUGCACAAUUAGACGGUGAUCAUUCAUUUGGAACUUGACUAAAUCUCACCCACUGGAGGUUUGAUUGACCUGAAAAUUUAUGGGAAAGCUUUAUUCUACGCAAGGAAACUACUAGAUGGUGUGGAUCUGACCAAAGAUGAUCAGAUUUGUCCAGGGCUAAUUUUGGACAAAUGGAACCGUUUUGGAUGGAUCUCUUAUGUCUGAGAUCAAAUUGGGCUGAAACCUAAAGGGUAGCUCAAUGGUGAUGUGUGCAGUGUUGUCAUAUGCAAUCACAUAAGCACUUUCAUUAUCACAUAUGCCAUUUUGGACCAACAGACCACACAUAUCAUGUAGGCACAUGUGAUUAUUAUCUAUUGGGGGUUAUACGGUUACACAAAAAAGUAUGCAACCAUAUAAGCCAUACUUAUGUGGUUAAACCAUUGUGUACAAAAUAUGUGAUGGCAUAACCCUGCAGCGAUUAGAUUUCUGAGUGUUGGGACUUAUUUUUUGUUUCAUUUUCUCUCACUUUUUGCCUAUAGAUAGGCACUCCCACCCCCUAUUUUCACAAUUCUAUUACUUUCUUACUCUCUUUCACUCUAACACUCACAUCUCUCACUUUGGUCUCUUAACUCUCUUAUUCUCUCUCUCACUCUAUUACUCUCAUUCUCCCUUAAAAUGGCAUCAAUACAAUUUAAUGUUUUUUUUUUUUUUUGGUAUAUGCAUUCAUUUAAGUAGUUGGUACUUGACUUAUUAUAGUCUAAUAGUCUAAUAAAAAUAUUAAAAAGAUUCCUACACUUGCAACCUUUUUACAUAAACUUUCAUAUAUUUUUUCAGUUAUUUAUUUAUUUUUAUUUUAAAAAAAAAAAAAAAGUUUGGGAGACUGUGCCAUUGGGUAUGCAAUUAUGCCAUCGCAUAAGUACACAACUCCCUCGGGUCACAUAGGAUUGCUUAUGCCAUUUGACAACAUUAGUGUUGAGCACAUUUAUUAGUCAUGAUUGAGUAGUAGGAGGCCCGAUCAUGUACUUUUGAUAGGUCAACCCCUUAAUUGUGCAUGUUGAGUGGUUCUUGGGUUUUUAAGACCUUGGAAUGAUAAUUCACAAAUGUCGAUUUGAGUUGCAUCCCAUGGCCUCAUAAAUGUCGAAAGUGCCCUAGUUGCAUUCCUAAGUGCCCUAGUUGCAUUCCUGUAUGUACGGUAUAAUGCGCAAUGGAAGACAACCAUUCAAAAAGACACCUUACAAAUUGUAUAUAUGAUUGUGUUGUAUGUCGGUUUAUUCUAAAAUGUGAUUUAUUGUAUUUCAUGGAGGUUUUUAUAUUGGCACACAACUCUUGUCCACGCUCUACGUGAAAUCUUAGUUUGUGGAUGAGUGAUUAUGAGGCAUGGUUAUGUAACCCUAAGGUUCUCUUGUGUAGUGAUAGCCAUUAGUUGUGUUGGGGACACAACUUGACGAACUCCGCGUUUGAGCUUGAAAAUGUUCAUUCUCUGACAUUAAUCGAAAGUAACACUUAAAUAAAUAAUAAACGGCUUAUAUGGUAAUGCAGAAAAUGUUGAAGCUUUACAUAGUAUCUAAGAUUAUUACAUUCGAGAAGUUCAUUAGGAAUAACUUUAUUAAUCAGUCCCAAAAACUUGAGUUAGUACUCACUCUUGAGCAAGUAUUGUAUAUCAUUUAUGAAUUAUGAGCCUCCUCUCCCUAAGGUCAAUGAUGAACGCCUUAUUGUCUGUAUCAAAUAUGUCAAAUAGGAAAGAGACAAUGAGUUAGUCAAACUGUACAUUCUAGGCUUCAUAGUUGAUGUGCUCUACAACCAGCUGUGGAACACGUUGAAUGCUAGAUAUAUAUAUUUACACCCAAAGUGCAUGUUUGGUGUCCGAAUCAAGACCGAAAUACAAGCCCUUGAGAGGAAACUGUACACUACAAAACUCGAUGAAGAAGCAUCUAUUAACGAGUAUGUGAUAAAAAUGUGUGUGAUUGCUAAUGAGCUUUAUAAUUGGACAUGCCAAAGGAGAGACUGAAUUGUAAAUGCAUCCUUAUGUCAUUGACACCUAUAUAUGAUAGGUUCAUUGAUAAUUAUAAUAUGAGCGAACUCAAGUAUAAUGAAGAGAAACUAUAUAUGCAUUUGGUUCUCUAUGAGAUCAACAAUCUGAGAUGUCCAAAGAAGCGUGUGGUAAAUCUAGUUGAGAGCUCCUCAAGUGGCAAUCCAAUUCUCAAAAGCGCAAGAAGACUGAUGAUCAUAGUUAAGGGACAAAUAACCCUAGUGGAAAUAAGGCAAAGGGAGUAGAAAGAAUGCAUGUUAGCAUUGUGGAAAAUAGGGCAACUUCAUGGAAAAGUGCGCCACCUAUAGGAAGCAACUUGCUCAAGUGGUUAAUAUAGGUAUGCUAUCUCUUACCACUUGGUUCCCAUGAGAUAUAACCGUUUUAUAUUACUAUCUGGCAUUCUGCUAAUCUGCUUGUGUAGAGGGUGAAUGGACAGGAUGGAAAUUGAGGCAGAGGAUGAGCAUGCAUUGGUUAGGAGCAGAAGAGCUUAGUAGGACAUGAUGUGCCAAUAGUAUAACAGAGUUAAUGGAGAACAUGGUUUAGAGUCGAUGACCUGAAUUGAUCUAUAUUGGACUUGGUUUUUUAGAUCUUAUUAUCAUUAUUUGUUUCUUUGAAAAUAGUGGUUUUUGACCUGUUAUCUGUUCCCAUGGAAAUGAUAGUUUAAAUUGUUUAUUCUAUUAGUCAUUGAAUCUUCCAUGUUAGCUC